UGUUGUUAAAAUAGCUAGCGGUCACUUAAAAGAUAUGGGCGAAGUGACAGUUAACUGGACUGCUAUGUUUUAUGAACUAGAAGAUAGAAUAGUAGGGGGUGAACCGACAAAUUUGAAGCGGUAUCCUUUCAAUGUUCAGUUCUUCAACUACGGUGGAAUGUGUGGUGGUACCAUCCUCACAAGCAAGACUGUUAUGACCGCAGCUCAUUGUUUUGACCAUAAUCGUAAUAUUGCUGAAAUGACUGUAUUGUCCAAUUCGCGUUUCAUUUUCGAUCCCCAAGCUCGCACACAUGAAGUAUGGGAUUUUAAAGUGCAUGAAUAUUAUAAUACAAGUGCGAUGUUUUCUAACGAUAUAGCUGUCAUACUGGUGCAUGAUGAGUUUAAAUUUGACGAGAAUGUUAAACGAGCUGUUCUUUGUGAUACUGAUACAUGGAUGAAUGAAAAUGAAGUCUUCGAAGCCACCGGCUGGGGAGAGAUUAAGUACAAAGGUGAACUAUCUAACAGUGGACUGAUGAAGACUCAACUUCGAUAUGUGUCACCAAAUGAAUGCAUGAAGUCAAACAGAGUUGUACUUACUCCUGAUAUCUUUUGUUUGUAUGGCGAUGGUCAGAGAGAUACCUGUAAAGGGGAUUCGGGAGGAGGAAUAUUGUGGAAAGAUAUAAUAGUUGGCAUCGUAUCUCACGGUCACGGAUGUGCAGUCGCACCGGCGAUGUAUACUAAUGUAUUUUACUUCAGAACUUGGAUCUACAGAACUGUUCGGAAGCUCAAUGAAUUAUAUUGUCACUUUCAUAAAUCCCGUGGCCACUUAAAACCAUGAUUUUUUGUACUAAUUCAAGUGCUGAAAUAACUUGUUUUUUAAUACGUUCAGAAGAUGUUUGUAUUUUGAAAAUGAUUAAAGGUUUUUGAUUCAAUUGAAAUCCAACAACAGUCUUGAAAUAUAGACUGACAUAUGUACCUAAUAUAAAAAGUGACUUUUAAAUUAUUAAUUAAAGAGUAAAUGAAGACAGGUUUUUAUUGGUUUCAUCAAAACACUGUUUAAUAAAGUCCUAUUCUAAGAAACA
Molecule: messenger RNA, 1061 nt
Organism: Papilio xuthus (Asian swallowtail)
Lineage: Eukaryota; Metazoa; Arthropoda; Insecta; Lepidoptera; Papilionidae
Product: trypsin delta/gamma-like
Exons: 4
Coding region: 35-817 (260 amino acids)
Biological process (GO): proteolysis
Molecular function (GO): serine-type endopeptidase activity
Source: RefSeq, a predicted model, not a curated record